UCGGACCCUACCUUAUUAUUACGGUCGAGUUGGGACCUCCCGGCCCAAACCCGAUUUAGGUUCUACAAAGCCGGCUCAAUUGGGUCCAUCGAUCGGGUUGGGCGAGGGACGUUUGGGUUUAACGAACCCAAUCUCCAUCCAUGGUCCCACAUCUGAAUAAGCUCGGAUUGUAUAUUGACGAUCCGACUCGAUCCGAUCCGUUAACAGUUUUUGAUAUAAUCAUAAACCUCGAUCGAGACUCUUCCCGGAAAGGACUGCGAUCGCCAGAGCUCGCCCUUUCUCCUCGAGAACUCGGUCCUGAUCGUUUCCAGCAUGACGGAGUAUUGGGUUAGUCAAGGAAAAAAAUGGUGUGAUUUCUGCAAGACCUAUAUUGCAAACAACCCUUUGAGCAUCAGAACUCAUGAACUUGGUCAGCGCCACAAGGACAAUGUUGCUAAGAGGCUUGCUACUAUGAGAAAGGAGAGCAGUGCCAGGGAGAAGGAACAAAAAGAAGCAGCACGUGCCCUAAAGGAAAUAGUAGCAAAAGCAAAAAAGAGCUACCAGAAUGAUUUGGCUUCUUUCCAGAGAGUUGAUACUAGUGAUGGACUGCAAUCUAAUAAGACAAUUACAGAUGAAGCCCUGUGUUCAGCUGCAACUAGAAAUGAAGCUGGAGCUCCAGGGUUGGUUAUCUCAACACCUUUGAACCCCAUGAGAGCUGUUAAGGGUGCACAAUCUUCAGUGACUGUUAAAAGGAGAAAAAUGGAUGAUGAAAAAGCGAAGGUGAUAUCUAAAGAGGAAGCGGAGGCUCUGAAGGCAAUGGAGGCUGCAACGAAAAGAAUGGAAGAAAGUCAUACUGAUAUUUCUUUUGUGAAGCAAAACCACUUCAUUUAUUGUAUCGAAUGGUAUGUAACCUUGUGCUUGUUUGACUGGGCAUCAAAUGAGAGAACAACCACUUCACAGUACAAUCCAUGCCAUGUUAUUUGUUCCUGUCUUGUUCUUAUCAGUCACAUGAAGCUGGCAGUCCAAGAAUUCUGCAUCUCACCACAAUCCGCGGUGCCGCAUUCUAAAUCGCGUUCAUAUGUUUGGACUCUGUUCAAAGCCAGCAUGGCGUUGCUACUGUUCCAACCGCUCUCUCUGUCCCCGAGGGAGGUCGUCAAAGAAAUCCGCUGAGCAUUUCAUCAUACAGCUUGCAGGCAGGCACCCCGAAAGAUAACCCUAUCACCCUGCAACACCACGAGCAGAAUCGAGGUGGAAGACGACGUGGUGCUCCGCCUUUCUCGAUCGAUUUGCUUGUUUUUUAGUGUCUUCUAUUGUGCCGACCACCCACAUGUGGAGCUUUGACACGCCCACCAUUUUAGGCCACCCAACUUGCUGGUGGAGUUAACCCCCAUCACUCCUAAGCUUGAUUGGAGAUUGUGAUCGACAACAACAUCUAAGAAUACAGACAGUGCAAUAUACUUUCCACAGGUAAUAAUAGUCUAUUUUCCAGUACUAUAGGUUCAAGCGACUCACGAUAAGCCUAAUAAAUAACGCUGUGGACUUUGGGUACCUCUUUUCUUGCCAUCCACAUCAUAAUAAUUCCUCAUAACAUAGCCACAAACUCUGGUCGUCAGACGGCGUUUUGGUCGUCGGAAUUCGGCUUCAGAAAUCAUCCACCAGAUGGAGAGCAGGUGAUGCAAACACUGUGGACUCGAGUUGCAUCUUCGACCUGCUAUGAUUUCUAUCCAUCUUUUGCUGUCCAUUUCUGUUGCCCAUCGACGAAGUUAACCUUUCAUGAUGCAGUGUAACUUCUGUUGUCCGGCUAUACCCAUUUGCUCUCUUUGUGGUCGGCAACGUCGACAUGGAAAUCACGAUGCUAUUUGAUGCUCUCAUGCGUUUGACCUGUGCGAGCUACAGACCAAAACCUACAGUAGUACUCUUCCUCUGUAAUCAGCGUCCGUUUUCACCGAUCGGAUUGGACUUUCUGUCCAAACCCCGAACGACAGGAG
This is a messenger RNA of Musa acuminata subsp. malaccensis (wild Malaysian banana), 1967 nucleotides long. The record is from RefSeq and is a predicted model, not a curated record. Lineage: Eukaryota; Viridiplantae; Streptophyta; Magnoliopsida; Zingiberales; Musaceae.